AUGGACGCCGUGGACGUCGUGGACGUCGUGCCCACCUUCCAGUGCGCCCCGCAGGCCGAGGUGCUGGAGGACGUGCUGCAGGAGCAGUUCGGGCGGCUGCCCCAGCUGGCUGCCAUCUGCCGGCUCAAGCGGCUAUCCUCCGGCGGCUACUCGCCCACCGAGGACCUGCAGCUGGUGCUGGAGCGGCGGCGAGUGGCCAACGCCAAGGAGCGCGAGCGGAUAAAAAAUCUCAACCGUGGUUUUGCCAAACUGAAGGCACUUGUGCCAUUUCUUCCCCAAAGCAGGAAGCCUAGCAAAGUGGAUAUCCUCAAGGGUGCUACCGAAUACAUACAAGUUCUCAGUGAUGUUUUGGGAGAAAGCAAAGAAUCUGAGAAACAAGAUCUAUGUCACCAGAACUACAGCAGCAGUACUUCUGAACCAGAUGUAUUUUUGGCUGGAGAGUUAUCAAGAAAUAUUACCCAACAUGCCAAUGUUGUGGGCUUGAAGAAUGAGAAGGAAAGACCCUGGGCAGAUGGUGGCAGUGGUGAGUCAGCAUAUGCUUAUCAACAGACUGGAGCUAUCUCCCCUGCCAGGAGUCUGAAUUAUCAGGAUAGAUUUCCAGAAGUUGGACUCUUGAGUCACAGGCAGUUCCGGGCAGUUGGUGGUGCGGAGCGGGAGGCCGUGGGCGCGGGGCCCAGCUGGACUGCAGCGGCGCAGGCGGCGGGCAGUGCGGGCGGGGGCACUGCAGCACCGCGGCGGGCGCGGGCCGGCUGGACAGAGGCCCGCUAG
This is a messenger RNA of Erinaceus europaeus (western European hedgehog), 768 nucleotides long. RefSeq names its product folliculogenesis specific bHLH transcription factor (gene FIGLA). Gene Ontology annotation, molecular function: protein dimerization activity; RNA polymerase II transcription regulatory region sequence-specific DNA binding; DNA-binding transcription factor activity, RNA polymerase II-specific. Gene Ontology annotation, biological process: developmental process; regulation of transcription by RNA polymerase II. The transcript has 6 exons. The coding region runs from base 1 to 768 and encodes 255 amino acids. The record is from RefSeq and is a predicted model, not a curated record. Lineage: Eukaryota; Metazoa; Chordata; Mammalia; Eulipotyphla; Erinaceidae.